Haliotis rubra (blacklip abalone) is the source of this 1519-nucleotide messenger RNA. RefSeq names its product dopamine beta-hydroxylase-like. The coding region runs from base 16 to 1050 and encodes 344 amino acids. The record is from RefSeq and is a predicted model, not a curated record. The transcript has 9 exons. Gene Ontology annotation, molecular function: oxidoreductase activity, acting on paired donors, with incorporation or reduction of molecular oxygen, reduced ascorbate as one donor, and incorporation of one atom of oxygen; copper ion binding. Lineage: Eukaryota; Metazoa; Mollusca; Gastropoda; Lepetellida; Haliotidae.
UACACUGGCACAGCCAUGAGCGGGGCACUGAUAAUUUUCCUGCUGCUACUGGGGGCGUGUGCUGUGUCGGGUUAUGGAGAAUACCGGAAGCGCCUUCCAAAUGGCGAACGGGUCCCACAUCCCUGUCGGGCCAACUUCUACUGGCAUGGCGUGGGUCACAUCAACGCUCUUGGUGGAGGAAACCGAAACGACUUUGGCAAAGACUUCGCUUCUCAAGGCCACGUGUGGACACAAGAUUUGUGCCGUUUAGAUUCUGAUGGUGACGGUAUGACCAACGGUCAAGAGCUGGGUGACCCGAACUGCGUGUGGACUGCAGACAGUGGUAAUCUCCCUUCACGGACAACCGACAUUACUCACCCAGGUGUUUGUGACCCUUUUGACUCCCCUGCCUGUCAAGCGAAGAAUGCGUGGGUUUCGUGUAAAGGGUCAGAACUGGAGUGCGAUGCUCUCAACGCACCAGAUGUGAGGAACUUCACAAUCCGUUUCCCCGAAACCGACGUGCCCGCCGAGGACACCACCUACAUCUGCAUGAUCUUCGACGUCCCCUCUGACCAGGACUACCACUACAUUGGAAGCAAGCCUCUCAUCGACAACGAAAACGUCAUGCAUCAUGUCGUAGUCUACGGCUGCUCUGACACAUCAGAGGAACUACCAACAGAACCAUACAAAUGUGGCAUGGAUGCUGGGAAGGGAUGCACAGCGGGUCUAGGGGGCUGGACAGUUGGGUCUCCUGGAGAAUGCCUCAAUGACAACUUUGGACUAGUUUUCGGAAAAUCAAGAUACAAACGGUUUGCCCUGGAGUUUCACUGGAACAACCCGAACGAAGUGUCAGGCUGGAAGGACAGUUCAGGAAUGACGUUCUUUUACACCCCCAACUUACGAAAGAAUAAUGGCUCACUCAUGUCACUCGGACAGAUGAACCUAGCAAUCCCCCCUGGACAAUCAGAGGUCACGUUCAGAGGAGAAUGUACAUCUGAAUGCACACGAAAAACUUAUGACAGAGCCCAUUUAUGUCCCAACAGCCUUGAAUCAUAUGCAUUAUUUAGGUAGAUCAGCGUCCGUAGAGCUGAGGCGAAAUGGACAAAGGGUCCGCUAUCUGACCAAUGAACCAGAGUACAGCUAUGACCAGCCUCUCUACUUCAACUAUGACGAUCCAGUUGAGCUUCUUCCUGGAGACAGCUUAGUGACCACCUGCAAAUUCGAAUCGACGUAUAAGAAGAAAUGGGUAUUCUACGGCGAUGGAACAUCAGAUGAAAUGUGCUUUGGGUUCCUUUGGUACUACCCAGAACAUGCUCUGAAGAAUGGCAUGUGUGUGUCGUGGAAGAGCAUCAAUAUUUGUGGGCGUGAGAGCCUCAUUGAGGAGAACUGCAACGUCUGGGAAUUUGUAUUUCAAGUCGAUGCUGAGUCUAAGGCGCUCUUCAAAUCCGUGACCGUCAACUGUAAUCUCCUGUCCGAUUUGUGCACUCCCGAAUGCAAGAUGGCGGUCAUGGACACCCUGAAACACCCUUGCUUAAGUGGA